Messenger RNA from Larimichthys crocea (large yellow croaker), 526 nucleotides. RefSeq names its product PIGB opposite strand 1 (gene pigbos1). The record is from RefSeq and is a predicted model, not a curated record. Lineage: Eukaryota; Metazoa; Chordata; Actinopteri; Sciaenidae. The transcript has 2 exons. Bases 192 to 356 code for a protein of 54 amino acids.
CCGCUCAGCGGCGAGCAGCGACUCUCACACCGGGAGAAGAAGAAGACUCGCCUGCUGCUUCACGCUCGCCUGGUGUCCUUGUCGUGUUUAUCUCUCUGUGUCUUUGUGUUUGAUUCUCACAGAUACGUCGGAUAAACCGCCUCCUCGGAUCAUCUUGUGUCCCAGCAUUUAGAUUUCAUAUUAAAGAAGUCAUGUUUAGAAGAAGAAUACCCUUCAGUCAGAUGGCCUUCGUCACACUUCUUGGAGUCUGUGGUGGUAUUUAUAUCUACAAACCUUACUUUGAGCAACACACCGCAGGACAGCAAAAACAGCAUGUGCCAAAGAAAGACAAUGAAACAGACAAUUCAUCAGAAUGAUCUGCCCCCCCACCACGAUGUACUUUACAGACAGAAGCCAGAAGAACAACAUCUGGGGCUGCUGGACUGUCAAACUAAGGGCAUGACCAGCAUGGAUAAAGUCAUGCCACUCUGGGACUCUUUGUGUGAUUGUAAAUGUACAAAAUAAAAUAUUGAAUAAUUAUAAAUGA